Messenger RNA from Gavialis gangeticus (Gharial), 3124 nucleotides. It is a transcript of the gene DPP10, whose product is annotated as dipeptidyl peptidase like 10. The transcript is spliced from 26 exons. Gene Ontology annotation, biological process: proteolysis. Gene Ontology annotation, molecular function: serine-type peptidase activity; dipeptidyl-peptidase activity. Lineage: Eukaryota; Metazoa; Chordata; Crocodylia; Gavialidae. The coding region runs from base 1 to 2532 and encodes 843 amino acids. The record is from RefSeq and is a predicted model, not a curated record.
AUGCACUGGGCAUUUAUCAACCACAUUACCGACAACGUCAGCCAAAAGAAGCCGAUUGCUGAUACUGUCAAUUUUCCGUAUGUUGAUGCCAAUUUCAAUAUGGGACCAAUGUACUGGUGCACCUCUACUUCAAAUUAUGUCAUUUUUCGGCUUACAGAGUGUCGGCAAGGGAAGCUGCACAGUGGAAGUACUUCACUGGAGCUUGGAAGUAACAGCCCUCCACAGAGGAACUGGAAGGGAAUCGCAAUUGCACUGCUGGUGAUUCUAGUUGUCUGUUCGCUCAUCACUAUGUCUGUCAUUCUUUUAACCCCAGAUGAACUUACAAAUUCAUCAGAAACCAGAUUGUCUCUAGAAGAUCUUUUCAGAAAAGAGUUCAUAAUUCAUAAUCCAGAAGCCAAAUGGAUUAACGAUUCAGAAGUGGUGUAUAAAAAUAGGAAUGGACAUGUUGUUAAACUGAAUGUAGAAACAAAUACAACCACAUUAUUAUUGGAAAAUUCAACUUUUGUAACAUUCAAAGCAUCAAGAUACUCAGUUUCACCAGACUUAAAAUAUGUUCUUCUCGCAUAUGACAUCAAGCAGGUUUUUCAUUAUUCGUAUACAGCUUCAUAUGUGAUUUAUAACAUACAUACAAGGGAAGUUUGGGAGUUAAACCCUCCAGAAGUCGAGGAUUCAGUUUUGCAGUACGCAGCAUGGGGAGUACAAGGACAACAACUGAUUUAUAUUUUUGAAAAUAACAUCUACUAUCAACCUGAUGUAAAGAGUAGCUCAUUGCGACUGACAUCCUCAGGAAAAGAAGGAAUUAUUUUUAAUGGAAUUGCAGACUGGUUAUAUGAAGAGGAACUACUUCACUCUCACAUUGCCCACUGGUGGUCGCCAGAUGGAGAACGGUUGGCAUUCUUGAUGAUAAAUGACUCCUUUGUACCAAAUAUGGUUAUUCCUCGCUUUACUGGAGGACUGUAUCCCAAAGGAAAGCAAUAUCCAUAUCCUAAGGCAGGUCAAACAAACCCAACAGUAAAGCUGUUUGUAGUCAAUCUUUAUGGACCAACCCAUACACUUGAACUCAUGCCACCUGACAGCUUCAAAUCAAGAGAGUACUACAUCACUAUGGUGAAGUGGGUGAGCAAUACCAAGACUGUGGUGAGAUGGUUAAACAGACCUCAGAACAUUUCCAUCCUUACGGUUUGUGAGACCACGACUGGUGCUUGUAGCAGAAAAUACGAGAUGCAGUCAGACGUGUGGCUUUCUAAACAGAAUGAGGAGCCAGUUUUCUCCAAAGAUGGAAACAAGUUCUUUAUGACUGUCCCAGUGAAACAGGGUGGCCGGGGCGAAUUCCACCAUAUAGCCAUGUUUAUUGUUCAGGCUAAAAGUGAACAAAUCAGUGUGAGACACCUGACAUCAGGAAACUGGGAAGUUAUCAGAAUCCUGGCAUAUGAUGAAAAUACUCAAAAGAUUUAUUUUUUAAGCACUGAAGAUUCCCCAAGAGGAAGACAACUACACAGUGUCUCAACAGUUGGAUUAUUGAAUCGCCAGUGCCUCUCAUGCAACUUUAUGAAAGAUCAGUGCACCUACUUCAAUGCAAAGUUCAGCCCUCUGAACAGGCAUUUUUUACUACAUUGUAAAGGACCUGGUGUUCCGGUUGUGAGUGUGCACAGUACGAAUAACCCUGAAAAUUUUCACAUAUUGGAAAGUAACGUUGUGUUGAAAGAAGCUACUUUGAAAAAAAAACAUUUCCGGAGAGAAAUCAAAAUGCUUCACAUUGAGGACUACGAACUUCCUUUACAGUUGUCACUUCCAAAGGAUUUCACAGAUCGAAACCAGUAUGCUCUUCUGUUACUAAUUGAUGAAGCUCCAGGCAGCCAGUUGGUUACAGAUAAGUUUCACAUUGACUGGGAUUCAGUGCUUGUCAACUCCGAUAAUGUCAUCAUAGCACGAUUUGAUGGCAGAGGGAGUGGAUUUCAAGGCCUCAAAAUUCUACAGGAAGUUCACCGUUGCUUAGGAUCAGUGGAAGUGAAGGACCAAAUAGCAGCCAUAGAAUCAUUAUUGAAACAGCCAUUCAUUGAUCCUAAAAGACUGAGCAUAUUUGGAAAGGGGUAUGGUGGAUACAUUGCAUCUAUGAUACUGAAAGCCAAUGAAAGGCUUUUUAAAUGUGGAGCUGUGAUUGCACCCAUUACAGACAUGAAGCUGUAUGCAUCAGCUUUUUCAGAAAGAUAUCUUGGCAUUCCAUCUAAAGAGGAAAAUACAUAUCAAGCAUCCAGUGUACUGCACAAUAUUCACAGUUUAAAAGAAGCAAAUUUGUUGAUAGUUCAUGGGACAGCUGAUACUAAAGUCCAUUUCCAGCAUUCAGCAGAACUAAUUAAACAUCUAAUAAAAGCUGGAGUUAAUUACACUAUGCAGAUCUACCCAGAUGAAGGUCAUAACAUCGCAUCUGAGAAAAGUAAAUAUCACCUUUACAGCACAAUCCUUGGGUUUUUUAGUGCUUGUUUAAAGGAGGAGGCCCCAAUUUUACCACAGGAACCUGAAGAGGAUGAGUAAAGAAGCCUACUUGUACAGUACUGAAGGAGACUUACUUUGAGGCUUAAUAAAACCUUAAAUAAAAGUGACUGUAAGAUUACAGAUUCUGCAGAAGCUCAAGGGCAGCUAAAGGAUAUGACAGUGGAACAGCACAUUUACAGACAAUGAGCUAACAAACUGGAAUUCAAAUGCGAAGUCCAGACAUAUUACCAAGGGACAUAAACCUAUACCUUUGUGGAAGGUCAACAGUUGGUUACAGUUUCCGGAAAGAACUUAGUUUUGCAUAAGUGUAGGGUUAGUGCAUGUUUAUUAUGUUAAGCCUCACUGUUUGUUCCGUAAGUAGUUGCUCUGUUUUUAAUUUCAAUGCACAUCUUUAUCCAUCUCUGAAUAAUGCACAACCUAUCGUAAGUAUUAGGGCCACUAAUAUUUUAAAACGUGAGCUGCAAGCUAACACUACUGUAACGUUACAAUAAGUGCAAUUCCUUGCUGUCUACUACUUAUAAGGAAACGUUGAGUUAAUAAAGGGCACGGUAUUUUCUCUACUUUCUGUUUAAAGGGAAAAUAUUGUCCAGUGGAUCAUAUAACACAAAUAUAGAAAAGGAUUUGAUUUUUU